Ipomoea nil (Japanese morning glory) is the source of this 1080-nucleotide messenger RNA. RefSeq names its product transcription factor bHLH96-like. Lineage: Eukaryota; Viridiplantae; Streptophyta; Magnoliopsida; Solanales; Convolvulaceae. Gene Ontology annotation, molecular function: DNA-binding transcription factor activity, RNA polymerase II-specific; RNA polymerase II cis-regulatory region sequence-specific DNA binding; protein dimerization activity. Gene Ontology annotation, biological process: regulation of transcription by RNA polymerase II. The transcript has 3 exons. Bases 43 to 939 code for a protein of 298 amino acids. The record is from RefSeq and is a predicted model, not a curated record.
CUCUUGUACACAUACAAGUCCAUCUUGGUACUUACGAACAUAAUGGAUUUAGAAAAUGUUACCUUUUUACAAGACCCUUUUGGCUUUGAUUUCAAAGAUUGUUACGCCAUGGCCAUGGGGGGAUUGUUGGAUUGCUAUGGCGGCGGCUACGGUUUUGAAGAAGACAAGUUGAGCUGCGAAGCACUUAGCAGUAGUGUUGAGCAGACUGCCUCAAAUGGAUGUUGGGAUUAUUCUCCGCCGCCGGAAGUCUUGCCGGUAGAGUACUCUCCGGCGGAGACAGCGGCGUUGGGACGACCCCGGAAGAGAAAGCGCACCAAAAGCUCCAAGAACAAGGAAGACAUAGAGAACCAAAGGAUGACUCACAUUGCCGUUGAGAGAAACCGUCGCCGCCAAGUCAACGACUACCUCGCCGUCCUCCGCUCCUUUCUGCCGCCGUCUUAUGCUCAAAGGGGAGACCAAGCAUCAAUUGUGGGAGGAACAAUUAACUUUGUGAAGGAGCUAGAACAACUUCUCCAAUUCUUGGAAGUUCACAAGCAAGUGAAAAAUCAGAUCUCUUCAAAUUACGCCAACAAUUCUCACUACCCUUUCUCCACCUUCUUUACCUUCCCUCAAUACUCAACCCCCAAAACCCACUCUCCCACCGCCGCCGCCUCGCCGCCGCAGAAGUUGUCGACGGUGGCGGACGUGGAAGUUGCCCUGGUAGAAAGCCAUGCAAGUGUGAAGGUGCUCUCAACAAAACAACCAAAACAACUUGUGAAGAUGGUCAAAUGGUUUCAAGCCAUGAGGCUUACGGUUCUCCACCUUAAUGUUACCACAAUUGAUCCUAUGGUUCUUUAUUCUUUCUCCUUAAAGGUUGAAGAUGAUUGCCACCUGAUGUCAGUGAAUGAGAUAGCCACGGCAGUGCAUGAAAUGGUUGCCAUGAUUCAAGAGGAUAUAUGAGAGGAGACACAAUCUAGCUUAAUUAAUAAUUUGCAAUUAGGAAAGGAAAAAUAUUUAUGGUUGUUACAAGUCAUGUAAUUGAAUCAAAAUUUCAUCAGUCUAUUCUAUAUAUUAUACGAAAAAUAACAUUUUGCAUUCCUA